Messenger RNA from Penaeus vannamei (Pacific white shrimp), 1518 nucleotides. Lineage: Eukaryota; Metazoa; Arthropoda; Malacostraca; Decapoda; Penaeidae. The record is from RefSeq and is a predicted model, not a curated record.
AUGCGCGAGAGUCCCAUGCAACGGCAACGCGUGAAGGGCGCAGGGAGUGACUCCACAACGCGCCGCCGUGAUGUGACAUUGCAGCCUGAGUGUGCUUGUGGGUGUAAAUGGCACCACGAGGCGGGAGGGUACACUAAACAAGUUUAUUCUUGUGGGGAAUGUGGUAAAAAAAUCCAAGGAACUGUGUCCAUCGUCCAGCAUCUUUUAGCGCAUGACAGUGACACGCAGAAAGCCUCUGUAGUGAAGUACAAGUCUCUUGUGAAUGGUAGUGAGUGCAAAGACAGUGAACAGAGUGCACCCAAGCCUGCUGAUUCCGGAGUGCGGUCUCCAAACGGGACGGCAGAGGAAAAGCACAGUGUAGAGGAAAACUCUUGUCCAAACGGGUUGAGCCCCGCCAUGACUGAUAUAAGAAAUGUGCAAUUUAUAGCUGCUUCUACUAGUCAUAGGUUUGAAAAUCAUGUGAUUCCAAUGUUGAACAAUGUAGAACAAGGGAUGGUAAUCCAGAAUGGGAACCUCGAAGGGGACAGCCCCGAUAGUGAGAGAGCUGGAGAUAGGAUGGACUGUGAAGAGCCCCCCAUGGAGCCAGUGGAAAUCAACCCACUGGAUCUCCUGACAACUGUGAUCGAGGAGGAUCAGAAGAGCGAGAACCCCAUCUUCCCUGCAGAACACUUCCUGCUCAGUCUUCCAACUCCAACGCACUUCCUGGACAGCGAGGGUGGCAGUGGGAGCACUGGCGGUGGUCAGGAUGACUCUGCUGAUGGCUUCCAGGACUGCAAUGAUAAUGACGAUGAGAACAGCAAUGAUGGCAUGAAUGACAUCCCUAGCGAUAUCCUACUUGACCACCCCGGAGUCUACCCCUGCGACAAGUGCGGUGAGGCCUUCAAGUACCAGUACCUGCUUACUUCUCACAAACGCCAGGCUCACAACAGCGUCAACAUCCCGUUCCAGUGCCAAGUAUGCAACAUGGAGUUCGAGGUCUUGCAGGAACUUAAACGGCACAUGAUGACCCACUCUGGUGCACUCGGAUACACCUGCAACAUGUGUGGCCAGGGCUUCCCCGAUCGGCCGUCCCUCAAGACGCACACACUUUCUCAUGGGUUAUCAACAGAAAGGUCUAACAAAUGUGAAUCAUGUGCAAUGGAGUUCCCUUCAAAAUCGGAGUUGACGCGUCACAUUGUCAAGUACCAAGGGACAUGCAACCCGAAUAAGAACGAGAGCGUGCGAUGUGCCACAUGUGGGGAGGACCUGCCAACCUUAGAAGCUCUGAAGGACCACAGGCGCACAGCUCAUCCUACGCCUGAGGUUGCUCCUGGUUCAGGCAAGAAGGGCUUUGAGUGUGACUACUGUGGCAAGACCUUCAACUGCCGGUCCAACUUGCGGGACCACCUGGUGGUCCAUACCGGUGAGAAGCCAUACCCCUGUGAUAUUUGCGGCAAGACCUUUAGCUUCAUUCACAAUAUGAAGACCCACCGACUCACACACAAUGAGGGACGAAUGAGGUCUGCCCUAUUGCGAUAA